This is a messenger RNA of Caenorhabditis bovis, 249 nucleotides long. The record is from the annotation of a GenBank genome assembly. Lineage: Eukaryota; Metazoa; Nematoda; Chromadorea; Rhabditida; Rhabditidae.
AUGAAGAAGAAGAGCAUUUUGUCUCGUAGUAAAAAGGACAAGGAGAAGAAGAUUGAGAAGCCUCUCGCGCAGCCGCCGUCGAAAGGCGGCUCGAAAACGUUCCAGCGGAAGGAGAUGAAAAAAUCGGUAGCAACGACAACACAAUCCAUAGCGCAGGUGCCGUCGUUGGAGAAGCUUGGCGCCAAAAAGGACGACAAAAAACCACCGAAAAUGGACGACGGAUACGAGGAUUUCGGACCAGGCGCUUAA